CGAGUUGUUGUUGUGUUGUGCAAACGCGCACUCCAUUCAUCCAUUCAGCGUCAUUCACCACCCACACCUCUCCGCCCCCCCUCCACACUCCACACUCGCACGUUCAUCAUGUCUGGCACUGGCUUGAUUGCUGCGAUCAACGCGGCCACCUUCGAGUCUGAGAAGGAAGCGGCGAUCGAGAGCUACUUCCGCAACAACCCGCACUGGAUCAUGACCCCUCAAGAGUUUCAGCUCGUUUUCUCCCAGCUGUCCUUUGAUUCCACGAAGCAGCAAGCGGCUGGUGUGAUUGCGCGCACCCACCCGAAGCUGACGUGCGCCCACGUUGCCGCCGCACUCGGCGCCUGCUCCCACGAUUCCACCAAGGUCGCCAUUGCCAAGCUGUUUGCGCCGGGCGUCAUUGACAAGCACAACCGUGCCACAAUCCUCUCAAACUUUUCGUUCUCCAGCUCCAAGUCCGAGGUGAACGCCGCGCUUGAUGCCGCCCCGGCCACCGCUCCACCCAGCAUGGGCAAGGGCAUGGGCAUGGGAACAGGAAUGGCUCCGCCCCCAGCCUCCACUGGGCCACCGGGCUUCUCUCCAUUCGGUCAGCCGCCACAGCGGUCCCCGUACCCACCACAGCAGCACGCUCCUUCGUACCCGCCCACAUCCCAGGGGCCGUACCCACCACAGCAGCAGCAGCCAGGCAACCCUGCUGACAUGCAGCAGGCGAUGCAAGGCAUGGGCCAAGCCAUGGGUCAGGCCAUGGGCAUGAUGCAAGGCAUGAUGCAAGGCAUGGGGCAGAUGAUGCAGGGAAUGAACCAAGGCAUGGGACAAGGCCACCAAGCGUCCUCCGGCCCCUAUGGCCAGGCUCCCCCGCCUGGCCCUUAUGGACAGGCGCCACCCCGCGGUCCUUACGGCCCAUGAAUGACACACACACACACACACACACACAACACGCGAGCGUGCGCCAUGGGCAUGUGUCAUUGGCAUGAUCUUCACCGCUCCCCUUCGAACAGUUGUUACAUUUGCGUGUUUGCCCAUUGUUUGUGCUUUCUGUGAAUUGCACGGUUGUGCUUGCUUGUUUGUCGUCUCGCAUGUGCUUCUGGCUGCUGCCUGUGCUUGUGGUGUGACGUGUGACUCGAACUCCCAUGAAGCAUGCCACCAGAAGCAAACAAGAACCAGUC
Salpingoeca rosetta is the source of this 1163-nucleotide messenger RNA. RefSeq lists its product as uncharacterized. The coding region runs from base 109 to 903 and encodes 264 amino acids. The record is from RefSeq and is a predicted model, not a curated record. The transcript has 9 exons. Lineage: Eukaryota; Choanoflagellata; Craspedida; Salpingoecidae.